AUGCAAGACAAAAUAGAACGCUCAAACAUUUUACAAAAGAAACAUAACCAUCAAGAAAAAAUAUUUAGUUUAUGGGGAUUUAUCAUCAGUUAUGUAGUUUACAAAGGAGGAUGUGUGACUAUUAUUCCACCAAAAAGAAAAAAAGUUAUUGAUAAAAGAAAUGAAAUUAACAUAUUUUCUGUUGAAGUUGAAGGAAAUAUUUGGACAGAAAAAAUAUUUAGUAAACAGAUUACAACUAUAACUGAAAAUUUCUCAAAAAAUACAAAUGUUCAACGAUAUCUUAAAAAAGACAUUCAUGACCAAUUUAUGAAUUGUCUUACACAAUGGUGUAAAGCAAGAGGUUUCAAAGAUGGAAUCUUGAUAAAUACUAAGGUGUCAAAAGUUCCAACAACUAAUACAUAUAAAAGUCCCAAUGAGUUUAUUAGUACAAUUGAUGAUAAUGGAAUAUUUUAUAGCAUAUCAGAAAUCAAAGCAAAGUAUGGAGAGUGGUUAAAACAAGUCCUUGAGUAUUUUUGGUCUCUAAAAAGCCAUUUGUUUGUAAUAUCUCCAACAACAUUACCAUACAAUUUACUAAAUAUAAUAAAAACAUUUGGGUCAAAAGAAAAAAAUAUCCAACAAAAUCAAAAAACAAAACUUGAAUCAAUAAACGGAUAUUUUGAAUCAUUUGACCAGUAUGGAAAUUCAACAACAUCAAAUCUUAGUUUCAUUUUACCUCAUGGCAUUGAAGAGAAAUUGAAAAAAUUAGUUGUUUAG
Entamoeba histolytica HM-1:IMSS is the source of this 753-nucleotide messenger RNA. RefSeq lists its product as uncharacterized. NCBI's taxonomy places the organism in Eukaryota, Evosea, Mastigamoebida, Endamoebidae. The coding region runs from base 1 to 753 and encodes 250 amino acids. The record is from RefSeq and is a predicted model, not a curated record. The transcript has a single exon.